GUGUGUAUAUUUAAUUUGGUUCCAUGUUUUCGUGUAUGUAAGUGAAUUUGAUUUCAUCCUGCCUGCUUUUCGUAUAUACCCACCACACCACUGUGUAGUUACCUAACAAAAAAAAAUCUAUUAAAAUACGAGUAAUGUAAUAAAUGUAUGGCAAUGUACUAUCCUAGGUAUGUUAUUUAUAUAAAAAUAUGAACUUCAUCAGCUGGGAAUGAUGUCAGCCAAUCAGAAAAGGCGUAGUGUCAGUUUUUCGCCUGCGAAGUAGAGGUAACAUCAAAGAAGUUCCACGCGGCAGUUUGUCAUUUAUCUUCAAACGGGAGCUCCCAACUGUGAAGGAAAUGUCUUAAGAAAGUCUUCCUGCUGUCUUCAAUUCACUGUAAAGACGACCACAGAAAAUGUUUUAGGUUGGAAAAUAAGAUAACGAUUUGUUUAUCCUAUUUUAUUCCAUUUCAACAUCCUUUUCAAAGGCUUGUGAUGUUUAUAACAAUAUUAGUAAGUUUGGUGCUUUUUGUCAUCAAUGGUAUAGUAUGUCCACCAGUAAAACCGGGCACCAAACCAAAAGAAGGUGCAUCAGUCAAUGAUACCAAUGAAACAGGACUUGCUUAUGACCGUUACUUAAAUGAAAUUGUUACUGUUUUGGAGGAAGAUCCUGCCUUUAAGAAAAAAUUAGAAACUUCUGAUCUUCAGUAUAUAAAGAGUGGUGCAAUAUCAAAAGACUUAGACUUGGUGCAUCAUGGCAUUCGACAACAAUUGGAUGAGAUUAAGCGAAGAGAAGUAAUUCGUCUGAAAUCUCUUGUCCAAGGGCAGUUUAAAUAUAAAUCUGAAGAAAGAGGUAAUAGAAAAGUGGCUUUGCAUCAUAUCAAUAUAAAUAAUCCAGAUUCAUUUGAACAAGAUGACUUGGCAAAACUCAUCAAACAGGCUACUCAUGAUUUGGAUGAAUUGGAUCGAGAGAGGAAAGAAGAGUUUAAACAAUAUGAGAUGAAGAAGGAGCAUGAAAUAAAACAAAAAUUAGCUAAUAUGAAUGAAACUGAACGAAAAAUUGAAGUUCAACAUAUAAAAGAAAUGAAAGAAAAACAUAAGCAACAUCCCAAAAUACAUCAUCCGGGUAGCAAAGCCCAGCUGGAGGAAGUCUGGGAAGAAGUUGACCGUCUAAAUGGUGAAAACUUUAAUCCCAAGACCUUUUUCAAGCUACAUGAUGUCAAUGGUGAUGGUGUCCUGGAGCCAAGUGAAGUUGAAGCUCUUUUUACAAGAGAGAUUGAAAAGAUGUAUGAUCCAAAUAAUCCUGAGGAUGAUAUGAAAGAAGCCAAAGAAGAAAUUAAUCGGAUGAGGGAACAUGUCUUCAAAGAAGCUGAUACUGAUGAUAACCACCUUUUGGAUGAAGGAGAGUUUGAACGUCUUACUCAACGAGAAGAGUUUGGGAAAGAUGAAGGAUGGAAGGGCUUGGAUGAAGAUGAUGAAAUAUAUUCAGAAGAAGAAAUGCAACAAUAUGAGAAGAUGUUACGUGAAGAAGAAGAGCGCCUUAAAAAGCAACAAAUCUAUGACAAUUUGGCUCAACCGGGACAAGUGGUACAGCCUGUUGAUCCAAACGUUGUUCAUAUGCAGCAACCACAUCAAGAACAACAACAGCAACAUCAGGAGCAACAAAAUCUGCAAUAUGCACAUCAAGAAAAACUCAGACAACAGCAAUUGACUGAUGCUCAACAUCAACAACAGUUUGCUCAACAGCAAGCUGCUUUACAUCAACAGCAGCAACAGCAGCCUGUAGGUCAUCAGCAGCAACAGCAGCCUGUAGGUCAUCAGCAACAACAGCCUGUAGUUCAUCAGCAACAACAGCCUGUAGUUCAUCAGCAACAACAGCCUGUAGUGCAACAGCAUCAGCAACAACAGCCUGUAGUGCAACAGCACCAGCAGCAGCCUGUAGUUCAGCAGCAGCAGCAGCAACACCAACCUGUUGUUCAGCAGCACCAAUAAAACUAUGUUGGUUAACAACAAUUAGUAAAUCCUUUGUAAGUCAACCUCCCAACUCGACUGCAGUCAGGUUCCCUAUAUCAUCCUUUCCUUUUCUGGAGCAAGUCAUUAAAAUGGUUGUCUAUUUUUUUUUUUUUUUGAUUCUUCAGAAACUUUUUGGUUGAAGUGUAUGUGUGUAUACACCUCUUUCCUCAUAUACACACAUAUGCAGAUAUACACUUAUAUCAUUGUUUGAGUGAUAUUCUUUUUCCUUUGCUUAUUCAUGUUUUCCUUUGUUUUUAUCAGUUUGUUAAACCCCCUCCCCACCACCACCACAUGAAAACAAGAAAACAAUGAUGCAACAUGAUGUCUUGUAGGUGCAUUAUUCUAAAUUUGUCUACAUGUGACCUUUUACUAUAAGGACAACAAACAUUGAUUCUGGUGUUUGUGUUAUACUGCUCAAUUGAAUAGUUGUGGAUGGUUUUACAAUAAGCUGAAUCUCAUAUAUAUAUAUAUAUAUAUAUAUAUAUAUAUAUAUAUAUAUAUAUGUAGCACUUGGAUUAUGGAUUAAAAUAUAUAAUGAAAUUAAUGACAUUUGAAUUCCAUUUUUUUUCACUCUAAGAAUAUUUAAUGUUUGCUAUAGCUUGGAAUUUGUAUAUAAAAUUUAGUUAGAUUUUAUUUUUGUUAGGAACAAUAUAUAUUUAUUGAGUCAGUUGACAUUUAUCUUAUUCAUUGUUAAAUUCUUUUUAUUUAUGAAUAAACCUUUAAUUAAUAAACUUCAUGUAAGGUUCUAGUUUUCUUUUAGAAAAAUUUGGUUUUCUGUUCAGCAUUGCCCCUUCAUCCCCAUGAACUUGAUCUCUCAUGUUAAAUAUGUAUUUUACAUUGCUCAACUUUAACAAUAUGGUAUUACCAUACUACAGAGUUAGCUUCUCUGAUGGAAUUGGUGUUUUUAUAUACAUCUUUCAGAAUGUUGUUGUAUAUAUUUACCAUAUAUGAACAGAGAAGUUUAACAAUAAUGAAUUUUAUAUGUAGGUUAUGGUAUUUCAGAGUCUACUUAUAAACUGUAUUUCAUACAGUUUUUGAAGCCUCUGAUUCAUCUAAAUGAGUUUAGCAUUAGUAUUGUUUUGCUAGGAAAAAAGGAGUAAAAUCAAAAGCUUAUUGAAAUUAGAAUAUUUUUCUGAUUUGAAUUUUGAGAAUAAUAAUAAUAAUAAAAAGUUAUAAAAAUUGGUUUUCAAAUAGACAGGAAAUAUAUUGAAUACUAUAUUCCAGUAACUGACCUGAGAUGCAUUUCAUUUUAUUCCAAUUUAUGUUAGUAUUAAAUUGGAUGCUUAUUCUGCUGAUAAGUCUUAUCCUGUUUUGUUAUAUCAAACAGUGAUAUCAUUGUUUCUUUUUAUAAAUUUGUAUGUCACAAACAAUUGCUUCAUUUGUCUUUUUAUGACUUUUUGUAUUCAAUGUUCACGAAUAAAAAACAAAAAAAGGUUGAUAUUUGGGUCUAUUGUAUUGUGUGUGUCUUGCUUACUCACAUUCCAAUUGUUAUUUUUUUUUUUCUUUCAUUUAUGUUAUUUUCUCAGAUUUGUUUAAUUCAUGAAGACUUGUUUUAGAAAUCAUAGGUACUUAAAUAUUUCAUUUAGUCUUCUCAAAAGGUUAUUUUAGUUACGCACACUAACAUGCACACACAAAAUUUCCCAGCAGGUAAAGUAAUUUACAAUUAGUUUUAAUAUGAAAACAAAAUCUCUAUAUUUUUUUAAAUCAUAAAAUUCCGUUUCAUAUUUGAAUUGGAAAUAUAAAUUUUAAUCUGAAGUUUUAUACUUAUUAGCUUGCUUACUUAGAGAAAAAAAUGAACCCAUUAAAUAAACUUAACCUUCUCAGAUGCCUUACUUAUAUUUCAAUUUAAUUUUAGUAUGUACUAAGUUAUGUUAUUUAUUGUUUCUUUCCAUAAAGAUUGAACAACUUUGAUUUAUGUAACAACUGAUCGUAAAAAUACUAUUACCCGCACUCUGUACAUUAGGAUUUUACAAACAGCAGUUCUCUAAUGAAUAAUAAUUUGUUUUCAUUAUAUUUUGUAUAUGAUCAUUAUGACAUAAGUUAACUACAACCCAAUAUAUUUUUAGUGAAAAAUAUAUUGUCAUAUAUUGUUUCAAAUUUACAAAUUAUAUGUACAGACAUCUUGAAUUGUUAAUCGAAAAUUGUCAUUUCAAUUGAGCUUUUUUCCUCCAGUUGCAAAUUUAGCAAAUGAAUAAAAAAAAAAAAAAUCAAUAAAAACUGAACCAAAUGUU
Molecule: messenger RNA, 4220 nt
Organism: Octopus bimaculoides (California two-spot octopus)
Lineage: Eukaryota; Metazoa; Mollusca; Cephalopoda; Octopoda; Octopodidae
Product: nucleobindin-2
Cellular component (GO): extracellular exosome; endoplasmic reticulum-Golgi intermediate compartment
Molecular function (GO): calcium ion binding
Source: RefSeq, a predicted model, not a curated record